AUGGUAUCUGGAUUAAUGCAAGGCACUGGUUCAGUGAGUUUAUGGGGUUUCUCCAAAGCACUCGACUUCCAAGACUCGAAUGGUAUCUUUACAGAAAAAAAUACUACUUUGCUAGAUAUUAAGAGUGCAAUAGCUGAUGAAACGGAACCAUUGGACGUUUUAUUAAUUGGUGCAAGUGACCCUCGCCAUAUUAUCAAAACUGCCGGUCGAGCUUGGAAGCAUUCAUCUCGCCAGAUUCACUUUCAUGUCAUUGAACCGCAAUCAUCUUUGCUAGCAAGGCACAUGCUUUUACUUUCUAUUUUAUUCGACCCACUAGAUGAUAUCGGUAUACAAGUGUCAAAAGCAAUUGUUUUGGGCUUAGUUAACCUUUUGGUAGAGCGUGCUGAAUUGUUUCUCGAGUGCUAUGGUAAUCUGCUCAUCAGGAAAAAAACUGCAACAUGGAUAAACGCUUAUACAUUGCCAUUGAUCAGAGCAAUGACUGAUGGUGCAGGCGUGCUAGGAAAGCUGAUUGAUUUUUCAGGACUAAAGUUCAGGGAAAGAGACGAUAUUGAGUUUGUUUUUAAAUUCUGGCGCGAUCAAGCAAAGCAGUUUGAUGCAAAAUCUCUGUGGGAUAUUCGAUUACGUCGCUACUAUGCCGCACGAUAUGAUUGCAGGGAAAACGCUAUUGACUGGGACUACCACAUGAAUAUUCGUCAAAUGGACAAGACUGUUUCAAUUAUUUUCAAGCCCGAGUUCUUACGUUGGAGACUACACGGAACUGCAUUUGAGGUGCGCGAGUCCACUUAUGAAUGUGCUAACCGUUCCAUGGCUACUGUAGAUGUUUUGAAACAGGAUGGUGUGAAUGUGGCAAAGUGGGGAUAUUUCAGUGACAUUCUUUUUGGACCCUAUUUGGCUUUUGGAAUUGAUACCGAAAACAAAGAAAUGCUGGUUACAAAUAAUGAUAGCCAUAAGCAUACUUCCCAAGAAAUCUCAGAGUAUAAUGUACGAUCUCUUAUUCACGAACUUAAAACAGGAACUUUGUAUGAAGAAGCAGAGACAAAGAAAAUCACAUGUGCAGACACGAAAAUCUUGCCAGAUUACAACAUCUUGGACAAGAUCAAGGUGUCAUUUCUACCAUGCGACGUUUCCAUAACUCUGGAAAAGAAACGCUCAAAGCUGGCUGGAAAAUUUAAAACAAUCUUUAUAUCAAAUGCCAUGGCACACCGAUUGGCAGACGCAGCUCACGUGCUUCACCCACAAGGAGAGAUUAUUGUAGAAACUGCAAAAUUCAUGGUCGAACUAAGCAAAGAGCUUCGACAAUCAUUUGAAAAAAAGCUCGAUACAAUAGCAAGCAGUGCUGGUUUAGUUCGAAAACAAUUCGCCGAUUGUGAUGCAAACGUCGAGUUUAUGGUGUUUAAAAAAGAAUAA
Messenger RNA from Batrachochytrium dendrobatidis JAM81, 1407 nucleotides. RefSeq lists its product as uncharacterized. The record is from RefSeq and is a predicted model, not a curated record. The transcript has 10 exons. Gene Ontology annotation, biological process: motile cilium assembly; axonemal dynein complex assembly. Lineage: Eukaryota; Fungi; Chytridiomycota; Chytridiomycetes; Rhizophydiales. Bases 1 to 1407 code for a protein of 468 amino acids.